Messenger RNA from Cajanus cajan (pigeon pea), 1181 nucleotides. RefSeq lists its product as uncharacterized. Gene Ontology annotation, biological process: ribosomal small subunit biogenesis. NCBI's taxonomy places the organism in Eukaryota, Viridiplantae, Streptophyta, Magnoliopsida, Fabales, Fabaceae. The record is from RefSeq and is a predicted model, not a curated record.
ACUUGGGUGAGAGACAGAGCGAGAGAGUGACAAACGCUGACACAAGUCAUAGGUUUGUGACUUGUGAGAUGUUGGUUAGUGUUUUUUGACAGUGUGAAACGAAGCAUCAAACAUGGCAAUGGCAAGACGCAUGAUUACGAGGAUGAGGAAUACGGUUGGUGCUGUUCUUCUACCACACGCUCCAUCAACAACUCAUUCACACUCCUUCCAUUUUUAUAACCAUUCUCUCUCUCCAUCAAAAUCCCAUUUUUUCUCAUACUCCUCUACCUUCCUUCGCUCCUUCUCUCACCAUUUACCAGGUGAGAAAAGUGAUGAAGGUGCAACCACGGAUGGAUGGGAAGAGGAAGAUGAGACUGAACCUAAGAUUGGUGAUGGGGGCGAUGGUGGUGGAGUUGCCUUGCAAAAUGUUCCUUGGGGUCAGCGAGCUCUCUCUAUUGCUGAGGAGGUGCUUACACAGUUCAGUGAGGACAUCAAACUAUUUGCUUUUAAGACAACUCCUCGUGGAUAUGUUUAUGUGAGAUUGGACAAAUUAACUGGCGAAUAUGGGUGUCCAAGCGUGGAAGAGCUUGAAUGCUAUAAUAAAGAGUACAAGAAAAGAUUAGAUGAAGUUGGAGCACUCGGGGAGAUACCUGAUGAUUUGGCUCUAGAGGUUUCAUCCCCAGGUGCUGAGAGGCUACUAAAAGUGCCAGAUGAUAUUAGUCGAUUCAAAGAAAUGCCUAUGAGAGUCUACUACACAGAAAAUAUGGAGUCCAAUUGCCCAGAAAGGGAUGGAGUUUUCUUGUUAGAUUCUAUAGAAAAAGAUUCAGAGAUUUGUGUGUGGAAGAUGGCAAACGUUAAAGAGAAUAGAGACCCCCUUAGAAAAGGCAGACCCUUAAGUCGUAAACAGAAGGAUUGGAGAUUAAAACUGCCAUUUAACUUGCAUAGAAUGGUAACCCUUUACCUUGAAUAUUUGUAAAAUUUAAUGUUAUUCUUUGAUUCAGGAACAUGGAAUCUCUUUCUCCCCCUCUUCCCUCCCCUCUUUUGCCUUCUUAUAUUUUCCUAGUUACGAUAACUAGAUGUGAGAUGUGGAAGUAGUUUGAGAAAAGGUAGUUUUAGUUGUGGGCUCAGUCCCGGUUUUUUUUUUCUUUCUGGUUUUCAAAAUUUUAGAUGCAAUAUGAAUAUAAUUAGCUGUUCUUUGGACA